GGAAUGUGAGGCGGUCUUCUGUCAACUUUCAUAAGGACUGGACGUAGCUUUAGCUGGGUAGCCAACAUAGCGAGUUGCCUCUGUGAUCUAUUUCAAACUGCGAUCCUCUCUAGCUAGCGUGGCGAGUCUGUGGCACUACAGUUUGGAAUCUGUGUAACUCAGUAAUGUUGCAGCUAACUAGCUAGAUUUUCAACGUUUUACGAGUGAAUAAUAGAACAAGGGAGCUGUACAGACGGCAUGGAGGCGCAUGCGUCGGGCCGGGUCCUCUCCAGGAAGAGGAGGAGAGGCUCCAACGGAGAGACGGAGGAGGGUGAGAGACCCCUGAAGCAACAGUGCUACACAGCGGGUCUGAGAGAUCCUGCUCCCUACGCCGACCAGCUCGUGUCACCGGAAAAGAGACCCUAUAAACGCGUCAGCUUGGAAGAAGCCCAGAAAGGCACACCUCCUGACAGGCCAGUGAGGGUGUAUGCCGACGGCAUCUUCGACAUUUUCCACUCAGGACACGCACGUGCUCUAAUGCAGGCCAAAGGACUCUUCCCCAACACCCACCUCAUUGUGGGCGUGUGCAGCGAUGAGCUCACGCACAAACUCAAGGGCUUCACCGUCAUGAGCGAGGACGAGCGCUAUGACGCCGUGACGCACUGCCGCUACGUGGACGAGGUGGUGCGCGACGCUCCAUGGACCCUCACGCCCGAGUUCCUGGCUAAACACCGGAUUGACUUUGUAGCCCAUGAUGACAUCCCCUACUCUUCAGAAGACAGUGAUGAUGUUUACAAGCACAUAAAAGAGGCAGGAAUGUUCGCCCCUACCCAGCGGACGGAAGGUAUCUCCACGUCAGACAUCAUUACACGCAUCGUCAGGGACUACGAUGUGUACGUGAGACGGAACCUGCAGCGUGGCUAUACGGCCAAGGAGCUCAACGUCAGCUUCAUCAACGAGAAGAAGUACCACCUGCAGGAGCGUGUGGACAAGGUGAAGCAGAAGGUGCGCGACGUGGAAGAGAAGAGCAAGGAGUUUGUGCAGAGGGUAGAGGAGAAGAGCAUCGACCUCAUCCAGAAGUGGGAAGAGAAGUCGCGCGAGUUCAUCGGCAACUUCCUGCAGAUGUUUGGCCCAGAGGGGGCGCUGAAGCACAUGCUCAAGGAGGGCAAAGGUCGCAUGCUGCAGGCCAUCAGCCCGAGCAGCAGCCCGGCACACGAGCGUUCUCCCUCUCCCUCACCCGCCUUCCGCCUGCCCUUCUUCAACAAGGCCUCGCCGCCCACAUCGCCCGGCUUCGGGGCUGCCCGUCAGUGGCGCAUCAGCGAGGACGAGGUGGACGAGGACGAUGAGGAGGAGAACGGUGAUGAAGAUUAAAGGCGACGGGGGCGCAACGAAAACGGCAGUAACCCAGCGCACGCGUCCACUCCGCCCUGCCGGCUCUGUCCCUCAAAGAGGGAAUGAAACCAAAAACAAAAAAGUUAAAAAAAAAGAAAAGAAAAAAGGAAACCGGGGAGAAAAGGCAUGAUGACAAACACGUGAAAGAAUCAACCACUUCCUGUGCAGGUGACGGGCAGGUCAUAGGUGUUGGGCUGCAGUGCGUGAUGGUCCGUUUAGGGGCUGUGAUGGGUCAGCGCGGUCGAGGAAGGAAUGCUGUUUUUAAUCAUUUUAAGCAAAUCAGUCCGCAUUUUUCUUGUUUCAGCUAUUAUUACACUACAGCAGGGUGGGGGUGUUUGUUGCUGGUGUAUUACUUCAGUACAAACCUCUCUACAAACCUGUUAUCAUUGCUUCUUUUACAUAUGGAAAGGGUCCCAGGCUUGGUGGACAAAAAUAUUUUAACCCGUGUGUUGUCAGUGCAUCAUGUCUUGUCCUACAAAACCCGUUUGUCUGCGUAAUCGGAUUGAGAUUGUACUGAAUCAAGGUUGACCUGGCCAGUCAGAUGAGCUUGAAGCACAGUUCCUAGUUUUGCACAUUAUAAGUUACAGCUGCUUGACUGAAUCCGAAUGUUCACCGCCUCUUGGCUCUCCUGGAGUGUUUAAACUAUUCAGCUCUCUUGAAUUGAAGGGGGACACUUUAAAAAAAAAAAAAAAAAAUUUAUUUAUUUAUCCCCGAGUUAAAUUUAAGUUACUUUUUCUUUAACACCCAUUCAAGGUUUCUCAGAUGCCACUUUAAACUCCUAUUGGAUGUAGUUAUCAUAAAUUGAAUCAGAUGGGGCUUGGUGAAUGGGAGUUGUCUUUUUAUGCUGUUGCGUUUCCAUGACGGAUUGGUUAACACCGUCCUGAGAAAUUAUUUGUCCAUGUUUGUGGGACACUCUUGGUUUGUCAGCAUCUGAAACGCGUUAAAAGCACGAAAGUGUUGAAGCCAGUCUUUCACCACACACGCAUGACGCACAGCCGCAGUAGAGACGUUUGACACUUUACUGUGCUCAUGCUAAGAUUGCACUGUUACAAUUCAUGCAGGCUGGCAAUCACUGGUCACUGUGAUAUAUAAAAGCUGCAAUAAGGGCCUCUACCUUAAAGAUGAAUGGUUCAAGAAGGUUCACCUUCCUUCACCUGUCAACCAGUACAAACGAGUACAAUUAAAAAAUACUGUUCUAAAUGUAAAGAGUUAAUGAAUAGUCAUUGUGUAUACUUGAGGUUUUGUUUUGGUAAAACUCAAUGAGCAAUUUCACUUCCUUUCUCCCAUUCCAGCAUGUCAGACAGGAAAGAGAUGUUUGUUUGCUUUAUGGUUUUAUAUUUUUAUUGAACGUAACCCUUACCUACUAAGUAACUGGAGAGCAACCACAGAUUAAAGUUACACCUCGGAAGCAUGAGGCCACGGCCCUCUACUGUUCAG
Molecule: messenger RNA, 2808 nt
Organism: Electrophorus electricus (electric eel)
Lineage: Eukaryota; Metazoa; Chordata; Actinopteri; Gymnotiformes; Gymnotidae
Gene: pcyt1aa
Product: phosphate cytidylyltransferase 1A, choline a
Biological process (GO): CDP-choline pathway
Cellular component (GO): endoplasmic reticulum
Molecular function (GO): phosphatidylcholine binding; choline-phosphate cytidylyltransferase activity
Source: RefSeq, a predicted model, not a curated record